GCUGCCCCUUGGGACAAUCAUCGUGCUUGGGAGCCAAAAAGCCCUGCCGAGCCUUGCUCCACCUGUCCCUCAUGCCGGGUGUAUCUUCCGUUCGUUGUCAGCGCUCGUUAAGACCGAGGGCAUCUCUGUCUCUCUGGCUUUGCCGUGUCUCCGGUUUCACUGGAGCGGAGUCAAGCGGAGCCGAGUCCACGCAGGGUCUGGAACGGAUCAGCAGGUCAGCUGGGAAUGCCUGUCAGGCAGCCAGCGCUGCUCCCUCCCUGCUCCCUGCCUUUCUUUGAGGGGCAGCAGCAAGGCAAGUUGGCAGCUUGGCUUUCGAGCUGCUUUGUGUCUGCUGCUACCAGGAGGGAGUGUGAGUGGGGAGCAGCAUGGCAGAACAAGAAGCCAGUGGCUUGCAAGUCCUUCUCUCCACCCUCCAGAGCUCCUGUGACAAGGAUGUCAUCCUGAACAUUCUCAGUGUCCUCACUGACUUGCUGUCUUUGGGCACUGGACGGAGGAUUCACUACGUGGUCAGCAAAGGGGGCAGCGAGGCUUUGCUGCAGGCGCUGGCCAUGGCUGCUGGGACCGAGCCCGACCACGGCACCCUGCUGCCCCUGCUGAGGCUGCUGGCCAGGGUGGGCCAGCGAGAUAGGAAGUUUGGGCUUAAAGUGCAGAAGGCAGAAGCCACUGAUCUAAUACUGAGCUUGGCAAGAAGACACCUGGGCCACCCCCUGCACCUCACCCACUGCCUCUGGGUCCUGAGGGUUUGUGCUUCUAAUGUUACCACGGGAACUAUGCUUGGCAUCAAUGGAGCCAUGGAGCUGCUUUUCAAAGUCAUCACUCCCUACAGCAAGAGACACGUCAGGACGGUCAGGGCAGCCAUUGGGGCUCUGGCAGCUCUGCUGAAAUCAAAGUCCAACAGCCGCCGGGCAGUGAACAGGGGUUACCUGGGGGAACUGCUGAGACUCUACCAGGACUGGCAUCGCAAUGAUGUCUCCAACAACUACAUUUACAUUCGUAGGGGUCUCCUGCUCUGCCUCAAAUACAUCACCAACAUCCAGCUGGGCAGGGAGACUUUCCUUGGUUCGCGGGGAAUGGAGAUUCUCUUCACAAGUGUGCAGGACUGCUUAUCUUGUAAAAAUCUGGAUCCAAUCAUAACUACUGCGACUCACAUUCUGAGGAAGUGCUACCCCAAGGAGCAUCUGCCUGUGGUGACUGUCAGAAGUUCCUAUUCCUUCCCUCUUCCUGGGAAUGCCAGUGCUGAACCCCCAUGUGAGGGCUCUGAAGGUGACAGUGAAAGUGAAGGAGAGGAAGAGGCUGAAAAAGACUGGGAGAACGAGGAUGUGGAGAGUAAAGAGGAAGAUUGUGACUUGGAGACAGAUGUGAAUAAAUUGAGGUCGAGGCCAGUGCUUGACCGGCCAGAACAAGAGCUUGAAAAAUAUGAAGCUCUGUGUGCAGAGCUUUCCCAGAAUUUUCAGGAGCUUGAAUUUGAAUCUGAGGAAAAGAAGAGCUUGGAGGACAGGACUGAGAAUCUUCCCUCUGCUCCCUCUCAUUUCAUUCCAAGUGCUACUUCUGUGAAACAUCCAAACUGCAGAUGGAGGAACCAAAGUGUCACAGAGAUGGGACCAGAUCCAGGGGAACAGGAUUUCGAAGUCCCAUUUCAGAGCUGGAGAAAGGAGGAGGAAUGCAUAUGGGAUAAGAAUGAUGAAAAGAGAGACAUUGCUGAAGAAACCCAGGAUAAAGACUUCUGUGAGGAGGAAGAUCCAUCCAGGAGUGAUCUGUUUGCUUUUUGCCCUCUCCCAAAAGAUGCUGCUUGGUACAAAACAAUGUUUUACCCUCACUGUGAGGCCUCGCUCAAUCCUAGUCCUGAAGGGAGGCUGGAGAGCUCAGAUAUAGUUAGAAAUCUUCUGGAGAAACACCACAUCCCAUUCCACAGCCCUUGUUCCUACGCAGCCAGGGCCAAAUGUGUGAAGUCCAUCCCAGGCUACAGAGAGCUGGCAUUCCCAGAUUUCUGGGGCCACCAGGCUCCUCCCUACAGCAAGCCCGUGUUGGAGCGCAAGCACGGGGUGCAAAGGGACAAAGUCCUUGAUGAUGUUCGCCGCCUGAUCCAGCCGGGGGAUGUGAUAGGAAGAACUGUGUUUGAUUUGGAUGAUCCCAGCAGUGGCUCAAGCCCAGCUGCUCCAGGCUGCCUGACAUUUUUCUCCAAGUUUGAGUCGGGAAACCUUCGGAAAGCGAUCCAAGUGCGUGAGUUUGAGUAUGACCUAAUUGUGAAUGCAGAUGUGAACAGCAACCAGCACCACCAGUGGUUCUACUUUGAGGUCCGUGACAUGAAGUCAGCAAUUCCCUAUCGCUUCAACAUCAUCAACUGUGAGAAGUUCAACAGCCAGUUUAAUUAUGGAAUGCAGCUGGUCAUGUACUCCGUGAGGGAAGCUCUCCUGGGCAGACCUGGCUGGAUUCGGGCAGGCCAGGAGAUCUGCUACUACAAAAACCACUACCGCCGCAGUGCAGCUGCAGCAGGAGGUGUGAGGGGAAGGUUCUACUACACCCUCACCUUCAGCAUCAAGUUCCCUCACAGAGAGGAUGUCUGCUACCUGGCCUACCACUACCCCUACACCUACUCCACGAUGAUGUCCCAUCUUGAUAUCCUGGAACAAAAUAGGAACCCUAAGAAGGUUUACUGGAGGCAGCAGACACUCUGCCAGACUCUAGGGGGAAAUCCAUGCCCAUUGCUCACAAUCACUGCCAUGCCCGAGUCUAAAAACAGACAUGACCUGGAGCAAUUCUGCAGCCGUCCUUACGUGUUCCUCACAGCCCGGGUUCACCCUGGAGAGAGCAACUCCAGCUGGGUGAUGAAGGGGACCCUGGAGUUCCUGGUGAGCACUGAUCCCAUUGCUGAGCUCCUGAGGAAAUGUUUCAUCUUCAAGAUUGUGCCCAUGCUCAAUCCUGAUGGAGUCAUCAAUGGCAACCUCCGUUGUUCACUGAGUGGAGAUGAUCUCAACAGGCAGUGGCUGACACCCAGCUCCCAGCUGCACCCAACCAUUUACCAUGCCAAAGGUCUCCUCUCCUACCUGUGCAGCAUUGGCCGGGCUCCUCUGGUCUUCUGUGACUACCAUGGGCACUCUCAGAAAAAGAAUGUGUUUCUCUAUGGCUGCAGCAUUAAAGAGACCUUGUGGCAAGCAGGCUGCAUGGUUGACACAGCAGUUGUCACCGAAGAUGUUGGCUACAGGACUCUCCCCAAAAUCCUGGAUAAAGUGGCCCCUGCAUUUGUCAUGAACAGCUGCAGCUUCCUGGUGGAGAAGUCGCGGGCGUCGACGGCUCGUGUGGUGGUGUGGAGGGAGAUGGGGGUGCUGAGGAGCUACACCAUGGAGAGCACCUACUGCAGCUGCAGCCACGGACUCUACAGAGGCCUGCAGCUGGGAACACAGGAGCUGGAGGAGAUGGGAAGCAAGUUCUGCCUUGGUUUGCUGAUUCUGCACCUCAAAUCCCUGCCCUGCAGCAAGGAGCUGAUGGCUCAGGCAGCUCUCCUGCUGGAUCUGGAGGAGGAGAUCACAGACAGGGCACAAAGAAGGUGCAGUAACAGCAGCCUGGAGUCUGAUGAUGAACCUCCUUGUGCAGAAGAGAUUGAUUAUGACACUGCCAGUAGCUCUGAUGGUGAAGAGGAAUUCUUGGAGCUAGACCAGGAGAUCCAGGAGUGCCUCUCGUGUGUGGACGGCGAGACAGAAGAUGAAGUGACCACAGGACAGACAUGCAGCUCUAGGGCUCUGAGGGGGCUCUACAUUUCCAGCCAGCCAGCAGCCAACAGCACAGCUCUGCCUCUGGGUUCAACAGCACUUGGACUGUACAGUGGGUUCGAGAGCAGUCCUGUGUGAGCAAGGCUGUGACUUGAAGAGCAGCAAGACAAUGGGCUGCUGCUCAUGUUUGCCUGUUUGCCAGCUUCAGCACCCUUCCCAGAUGUGUUGCUCCUGGUUCUGAAUGGAUAGUUGACUGUAUGUUUGUGUAAUCUGUGUAAAUACAUCUGCUGAGAAUGACUCCUGACACUUUGUACACGAGGCAGAGCGAGGGGCCACGAGCCCAGGUGGUACUGUGUGAGAUCAUCAAUUCCUGAACAUAAUCCCCAGCUUCAUGGCUGCCUCUAGCAUGUGGUUUCAUACAGAUGGGCCUGAGGAGCAGUAUUUGGAGACCAAGGAAUCAGAGAUGAUUCACUUUUUCUGACUUUAGGCAGCCUUUGCCUGGAGAAGUGACAGUUAUCGAUGCCUUUCACCAGAGCUCUCUGUUGCCAUUCUCUCUUGAGCUGUAGAGCCUCUGAUCAAGCCUCUGAUUUCUGUCUGAUCAGAAUUUUUACAGUGCAUUCAACAGGUUGGGUCUGGCUGUGCAUAUUUCCAAGCUGGUUGUAUCUCAGCAACAGCAAGGGAAAUCCAGUGUGCCACAGUAAGGAAAGCAGCAGUGACAAUUCAUAGUGAUCCUCUGGAAACCUGGAUAAAUUCACCAAUGGGUUAGUGAAGGUGUCAAAAUCCAGGAGUGAAUUUAUCCCAAGCAUCCCAUCCCAGUUUUUUUAAUCUUCAAAUGAAGAAAAAUUAGAUUUCUGCUAAAAUUGCCUCCUAGUUCCUGAGAAUCCAGCACAGAGAGAGAACCCACACACGUGUUCUGUAUCUCUAAAGCAUGAAGCCAUGUCACUUCAUCUCACACUUUACAUUGCCUGAUCUUGCCAUGUGUCUUAGACUCUGCUGCUGCAAAUGGGGAAUUGCCCUGAAUCCAAAUGGAGCUAAUUUUAAGAUGCAAGAGGCUCCCAACUCUGUCACUGCUUUGUGAGGCUCAAGGAUGAAUGCAGAGUGUGUUGUAGCAUUACAGCCUGCAAGGACUCCAGUGUCUACUAGUGAUGGUUAUUAUUAAUAUUGAUACACUAUUAAAAGCACCGUGUCAUCUUCCUGGUUUUAUGCUGGUUGUGAAGAGAAUUCCUAGUGCAGAACAAGAUGUGUUUCUGAGCACCUUUCCUCAGACUACCUAGACAAUAUUUUCCAGCAGGAGGUUGCUCUUUAGAUAAAAAGCUUCUUCAUGUCCUGCUCGGUUUUCAGCAUCCACAUGUUCUAAAGUCUUCCUGAGUACAUAAGAGUUGCCUGUGUCUCUCUCUCUCUGUGAUGCUGCUCAAAAGACAGGCAGCUUGGGUCCCUAGAAGCUGAGCUUCUUAGCCCAGACUAAUUCAUUAGGUGUGGUGUGUGCCUCUGUACAGAUGUCCUGUUCUGCUUGGUUUAGCGUGCAGCUUGUUGCACACAAUACUGAAUUUUAAUAAAAGGGUGGCUCACAGGAAGGGACACAAAAGAGGUGAAACAGGUGUUCCCAUUAUAAUAGUUUGUAUAAUACUGCUUCAAAGCUUAUUAACAAAGAAACAAUGUAUGUGCAUAAUUAACUUAAAAAUCCAGUGUUUGUAGGCAUGACAAAAACUUGACAGUGUGCUAAGUCCUGACUGCAGCAUACAAAAGCCUGUGGGGAUGUUCAGCAUUCAACACAUCCCCAGAACACAGGGUAAAAAAUACUGUUGUACAUAUCUGUGUCUGUAAAUGUGCAUGUUUGCACCCACUUUGCUUUCUGUACCAACACUGUCACAACAGUAGCUGAAGGGUGCUUACCAAGGCUUGCCAGUGGUAAAUCCUAUUGCAGAGAAAAGAAAAUCUUCAGUCAGCAUUUUCAUUAAUGAGAUGCACAUAUUCUGGCUAUAAAAUUUGGCUUUCUAGCUGUUCCAUUAUGAAUUUUUUAAGAUAAGGGGAAAUCAGUUCAGUGGGAAAGUUCUGCCGUGGUGACUAAACUGUGCAAGAGUUGUCAUAACAUAAUAAAAGAUGUAUCUUCCAUGUGUGCUUGGAGCCAAAUGUGUAUGAGCAAUAGCACCAUUUCAGAGAUCCCGGUGCUAGGAGCUGCAGGAGGAGGGGAGAUGGCAAAGGCCCUCAGGGUGUUUUCAGUGUUUGGGAUCCAAAUGCAGCAGCUGAGCUGGGAGCAGCGUCCCUGGACAUCAACCACACCUGCAUAAAUGCUGCUGAGUGGUAUAAAAAACCUGGCCAGCCUUUUCUGCCUGGCAGCAUCCCAUGCCUGUGCCGAUAACUUGUCAGCAAGCAGUGAGGAUGCUGCAGGGUAGGGGCAGGACAAUCCCCAGCCCAAGGAUGCUCAGCCUGCUGCCAAGGAGGUGAGCAGGACCCCAACCACUUGGGAAGAGCACCCGGAUAACUUCAGGAGAAGCAGUUUUGUGGGCUUUUUCUCCAGAAGUUCCCCAGGGAGCAGAUGCUCCUCUUCUUUUGACAGACCUCUAGAGGUCAGGAGAAUUCCUCCGUGCGCGCUGCGCGCUCCGCGCUAUUAAAAUUCUCCCUGAGUCAUGGUAAUUAAGCAGAGCUAGGCUCUGCACAGAGGAACGGAAGUGCAUUGACUUUAAUAAAACAGAGUGUAAAACAACUUUAGAUUAACUCCAGCCUUGUUUAUUCUUGCACACUUGUAAUUCUGGUUCGGUAUCCCCAGUGAAUGGAGCCGUUGUCCGGGCCCGUCACCUCCCCGAGUGCUGAGCACGGAGAGCAGGGCCUUUGCUUGCUGGCUAAUCCCAAAGAAUUUGGAAACAGCCGAUGGAGAAAGGGAGGGAGAGAGGGAAGUCGCCCUGCUCCCACCGUUUUGUCGCUCCUCAAGAGUCAGCAAGGCUGUCAGGUUGAGACUCAAGCCAAAUAUUCCCAAUAGUGGCCAGAAGAGAUGGUGGCUUAGAGACACUCGCCGGGUCCCCACUGCUGCAGCAGCUCUGGGCUCCUGCCAGGCACAUUAACUUUUUUUACUGAUGCCUUUUGUCUGGCACUGGCUCUCUCAGAGGCUGUGAAUGGCCGUGUUCUCCUUUUCCCCCCCAGUUUGCAUGACGUGGGUGGAAGAUGCUGUGCUGAGCCCUGCACUACACUGCACCCUCUGUCUCAGCCCCUCAGCAGCUCUUGGGUCUCCCGGCCACAAUAGCCCUUUCCUGUCAGAGAUGAUUCCAAGGAUGCCUUGCCAGUGUCUAGUGAAAUACAUGUGUGUGUGGAAACCUCUGGGCAAAAAAAAUAAAUAAUUAAACAAUAAAAAGAAAAAAGAAUCAAGUCAGCAAAGUGAAGGAAGAACAAAAUCUAAUUAGUUUUAUCUGCUGUUUGUUAUGAGGCUGUCAGAGUGCUCUAUCCCCUAGUUUUACAGCACUCUGGAAAAUAACAGUGAUAAUAAUAAUAAACAACCGUGCACUGGGUUGUUUUUGAAGCAGGCAGGAAGCAGAUUAAGGAGGGGGGAAGACAGCAGCCCUGCUCCUCCACUGCUUCUCUCCUGCUGCCAAACAGCAGAGAUGUGGGUGAUAGAGCUAUCUCCUGUCUUAUCUGUCCUUGGACAAGAUCCACUGCCCCUAUCCAUCCCUUAGAGAUGCAAAGCCUGAGUCAGAGACUGUUUGGCAGCAAUUUGGGACACUCAUAUUAUAUUUCUUUCUUUGUCACAGAUCUCUUAUGUACUCUUGACCAAUUUGUUUGUGCUCCCAGUUUCUGUUCCAUUGUGAGAUACCAAUGGCAAAUACAGCAGUGAAAGUAGGUGUGUGUUCUUGGAAUAAGAGAGGUGGAAAUAGGGAUGUAAAACUGCCCAGUGUUUGCUCUAUACUGAUUUCAGCUGAUGAGAGGGGAGCUGGAAUUACUCUGUGCAGGAGUGUGGUGGUAGUUGCCAUCCCUGGUUUCCACUUCAGUGAUUAGUUAGGACAUUUCUUUUUAAGCUGUGCUGGAUAAUUUUAAAAGCCUCUUCUCUCAGGUUGUUGUCAGCCCUUCCUGUCCCAUAGUCUGGUUCUUAGAGUAAGGAAAUUUUCUCUCCUGUUUUAGUGAGAGCAGGAUUUGACCCUCUGUUUGAAAACACUUGUAUGGUUUUCCAGGCAGAGGGCUGGACACAAGGCUCCAGUUGAAGAUACGCAAAAUCUUGGAGAACUAAAAACUCUGUCCAUGUAAUUGCAUUGGGAAAAGACGAAGGACAAGGUUAAAGAAACAAGGUAUAAAUCAGAGAGGAAGGAGAGGACUCAGAGUGCAAGGAGAGGAAUGAAGAGAGCAGGAGGGAAUAGGAGUAGGGGGCAUUUGGGGGAGACACAGGCAGAGAAAUGGGAGAAUUGUUCCUAUUUGUGCAUCCUCUUCCGUCCCCAGAUAAUGUGUCAGUAUUAGUGCUACCAAGAAACAGCCCUCUUUACUGUAGAAUAAAUCUGCCACUGUAUUCCCCACUCCAUAAACGGCAGCCAAGUCCGUAUCCUCAGCGCUGCAUUGUGCGCUGGGGUCUGUGAGUGCUUUUCAUGAGCCUGUAUCAUCCCUGCCCUUGGGCUUUCUCUCAGACAGGUCCUGGAAGAUCCAUGGCGUAUUAUUGUUGAUGGAGCAGUUUGUGGCUGCAUUUUUCAUCUUUUCUUUUUCCUGCUUCUUUCAUUUCACUUUGAAAAAGUGAGAGAACAGGAGGGAGCGAGAGAGAAAGAAGUGCCCUGCUAUGAGUCUAGCACAAUCUGCAGAAAGAUGGCAAAGGCAGCUAUUUUAGCAUCAGGGGCUUUUUUAGCCUUUAAUUAAGCUGCUUGUAGUUCAUGCAUGGACCAGUGAGAGGGAAGAAAAUCUACCACUAAAAACAAUCAUCAGUUGGAUGCUCUGGCAAUAACUCCAGUGUCAGUAAAGUGCCAUAGCCUUUGGCUAACCGAGCUCUGGGCACUGAGGGGCUGGCUCCUCACCAGCUGAUGUAAUUGCAAUCACAACCCUGUUUUCUGCCCCCUUGCUCCUUAAGGCCUGACUGACGGCUUUCCCUGAAUGGUUUCCAGUGCAUGCUCUGGCAGCUCCUGCCUUUGCCUCGGCAUUUCCAUAAAAAGUCAUUUAGCUUUUCUGUGUUUGUUUCCCUGCCUGUGAAGUGGGGUUAUUAAUAUUUAUUUUCGGUGAAAGGGGUCACAAAGAGGUUUAAAUCUCCAGUGUUUACAACACAAUUUGAUAUCCUUAGAGAAGGCAAACAGGAAGGAUUAAUUGCUGCCUCUUUCAUAUAUCUGCCAUCACUGAAAUAAAAGUCCUGCCCGUUGCUGGGAUCACCUCUAACUCCUUUCCAGGGGAUGCUGUGUUUCCUUUGGUCUCUGUGGAAGGUGGCACAGGUGGGCUGGACAAAUCCUUGAGGUGAAAGCACGACAGUGUCGACAAAAACUUUGGAUUUUUUUACAGCGCAGCAGUCUUCCAAGAACCAGGCAGCAUGCUGGUUCGUGAGUUAGGAAAAUGGGAAAUUUAAUAGAGGUGAAAAUGAGGCACUUGGGAGAAGAAUGGAGCAAUCUGGUAAACAUCUGAAAUGUCUCUGCCCAAGGGCUAGGAGUGUAAGGGCUAAACAGGAAGAAUAUAAAGCCUUAGUACAUAUACCAAGCUAUGAGUUAAUCAGCUUCCCAGACACAUGGAAAAGAGAAAGUAGGAACAGCAGAAGAAGGAUUAAUUGGCUGUGAAACAUCAGGGAAUUGGUAGGUUGAGUCAAGGAAAAAGGAAUACAGGCCAGCAAGCACUGACUUAGAGAUUAGAGCAGAGGUGCAAUGAUGAGAUCUCCCAAGGCAGGGAGAAGAAUAGAACAAAAGAAAAACACUAAAAUUGUGUGAGGACCUCAUUAAUACCUUAAAAUGAGAAAUUAAUUGUUUUUUGAAAGUUCAAGCAGCAGCAGACUAGGAAUGAGAAGAGACUGAUACCAAGGCACGAGUAGAUGAAAUCAGAAGGGUCCCGGCAAAGAAUGAACUAGAGGUGGCUACAAACACACAAGGGAAGAAAAAGAAAUCCUAUAAAUAUGCUAUAAAUAUUCUAGAAGGAAUAAAAUCGUAAAAUUGUGUACCACAGAGGGAGAGCACAUGCAAAGGGUUGGAGUCAUCAUUGCCUAUUUGACUCCCCUUAUCACCAAAACAGAUAAAUAUAAAACAAGUCACCCUGCCUGGGGUAUGGGACUGGGCCAGAGCAAAGGGGUGUGAAUUAAAGAACCCUUACACUGACUGAGUGAAUUCAAACUGCUUGACCUGAGGGAAUUCUCCUGCAGGUUGUCCAGUGAAAACAGUCUGUGAACAGUUAGAAAUGGAUUUCAAUAACUUCUAUAUCAAGAGGGUUCUUCAAAGUCUAAAAGGGCAAAUAGGGUAUUUGUUUGUGUAGACAGAAAAAAAAAAGAAGAACCAGGAAAUUUAAAUCAGCCAGCUAAGCUGAGUCACUACACAGAAACCUCAACAAAUUAUGAAACAAACAAUUCAUUAGCUGCUAUAGGAUAAGAAGGUGGUAAAAGAGAAUCAACAUGGAUUUGUCAAGCUGAUCUAAUUCCUUUCUUUUAUUGGCUAAUUGGCUUAGAGGAUAACAUAUGUCUUUGCUUUAGGAAAGCUUUGAAUACUUUCUUUUCAUAAAGAAUGAAAGUAAUAUGGUUUAUAUGAAGUAUUUGUAAGGAAGGUGCACAUUAGCUGAGGAAUUACUUAUGAGAGCCAGGUUUCAUCUCCACUAAUUUUAGCUUUCUAGAACUUAGGCAUCUGGAGAAGAGAUGACUGAGAGAGGACCUUGUCCAUGUCUAUCAGUAUCUGCAGGGAGGGUGUCACAGAGGUGGAGCCAGGCUCUUCUUCCUGGUGCCAAGAAAAAGGCAAUGGGCAGAAACUGGAACACAGGAAGUUCCACCUGAACAGGAGGAAGAACUUAUUUCCUGUGAGCAAUGGAAGUUUGUCCAGAGAGGCUGUGAGUUCUCCUUCCCUGGAGAUGUUCAAAAGCCAUCUGGACACAAUCCUGAGUGACAAUUUUUGCAGGAUCCUGCUUGAGCAGGGAGGUUGGACCAGAUUUCCAGUGGUCCCUUCCCACCUUACCUAUCCUGUGAUUCUAUGAUUUAGUCUAAAUUAUUCUGUACAGGGUAAAUAUAGAGAAACAGGCAUCCCCACAGGAUCUACAUCCUAAGAUACUGGAAAGGAUCAUUUGUUGAACUAUUUCCUUGCUUUGUUAACUUCUGAGUGAAGUUACACUACCAGAUCAGGCAGGACUCCUAGCUUUAAACUCACCCCAAGAAGAAAUCCCACAGUCAUGCUUGCAGGAUUAUUUUACUUAUGUAACUGAGAAAAUAAAAUGGAAAAUCCAUUUGCUAUUUUUCAGAAAAUCCCAUCUAUUUCUGUUGAAGUUCAGCUCCAUGUUUGUUCACCUUUAUUUAUGUCAAUACAUCUGCCAAUCAUGCCUUCAACCUUUCUAGCACAGAGCUCUGCUUCAGAGCUGCCCACACCCAUCUCUGUAACCCCACACUUUGCUCUGUAACCCCAUCUUUUGCUCUGUAACCCCACACUUUGCUCUGUAACCCCAUCCUUUGCUCUGUAACCCCAUCUUUUGCUCUGUAACCCCAUCCUUGGCUCUGUAACCCCAUCCUUGGCUCUGUAACCCCAUCCUUUGCUCUGUAACCCCAUCCUUUGCUCUCUAACCCCAUGCUUUGCUCUGUAACCCCACACUUUGCUCUGUAACCCCAUCCUUGGCUCUGUAACCCCAUCCUUUGCUCUGUAACCCCAUCCUUUGCUCUGUAACCCCAUCCUUUGCUCUGUAACCCCAUCCUUUGCUCUCUAACCCCAUCCUUUGCUCUGUAACCCCAUCCUUGGCUCUGUUACCCCAUGCUUUGCUCUGUAACCCCAUCCUUUGCUCUGUAACCCCAUCCUUUGCUCUGUAACCCCAUCCUUUGCUCUGUAACCCCACACUUUGCUCUGUAACCCCAUGCUUUGCUCUGUAACCCCACACUUUGCUCUGUAACCCCAUCCUUGGCUCUGUAACCCCAUCCUUUGCUCAUCCCCCAGGAUACAGAGAACACUGGUGAUCUGGGGGUUGCAUCCCAGAGGGAAUUGGGAUCAGACCAGGCACUCACUGGUGGCUGACAUCCAGGUAGAUGCCAGGAGCCCUGGAGCAGGGAGCUCACACUGAAGCCACUGUGCCAGAUGGCCUGAGUGCUCUCAGUUGUAAGAGCUGCUUUGUACUUUUUAGCUUUACUGAUGCGGAGAGAACAUUUUGAACUGUCUAAGACUUCUAACCUUGUAUCAUUGGCACACGAACAGCAGCAGCACACUGUUGAACAUAAUAACAAGAGGGAAAGAGCUGUGGAAUUAAAUAAGUAUUUAAAUCUUAGGGUUUGCAGCGCAGAGCUAGAAGCUUUAGCUGUGUUAUUUCCAGGAAUUGGUUGAGUCAUGUUUGAGAAUAAUGGAUAAGAUUAAUUCCUUCGUGACUAUGGCUGAAUAAAUUAUUUGACAAUAAU
Messenger RNA from Catharus ustulatus (Swainson's thrush), 12207 nucleotides. RefSeq names its product AGBL carboxypeptidase 1 (gene AGBL1). Bases 366 to 3845 code for a protein of 1159 amino acids. Gene Ontology annotation, biological process: protein side chain deglutamylation; C-terminal protein deglutamylation; proteolysis. Gene Ontology annotation, molecular function: metallocarboxypeptidase activity; zinc ion binding. NCBI's taxonomy places the organism in Eukaryota, Metazoa, Chordata, Aves, Passeriformes, Turdidae. The transcript is spliced from 24 exons. The record is from RefSeq and is a predicted model, not a curated record.